CGGACGGUGAGAGUGCCACUGAGUUUGAGAGUUUAACGUGGGUGAAUAUCCGGACGCAGGGAGGCGCGACCGUCAGGAUCAGCCACAGGUUGCGCGGCUCUCGUGUAUUCAGCAUCUCGGCGCUUGCACAGUGAAUCCAGUAUGUCACGAGGAGGGUUCUGAUGCUGAGGGUGCAUAAACCCCCAUAGACCCAUUUAUUGUCGGCCACCCCUAGACGCCGGACGUCAUUCCCCCGCUGUUGGGGUUUUUUUUUCGACGGCAGCUUCCAGAUGAAAUAAUUUUUUGCAGAAUAUGUUGGAAAAUGUCGCGAAUUGGCCUAUUUCAUCAAAAUAAAUAUAUAUUAUACAUAUGUAUAUAUCUAAAUAUAUAAUAUAUACACCAGUAAUAUUUAGAGAUCAGUAAAAGAUGAUUCGGAAUAAUUCUGAUUUUUAAUUCUUGGAACACGUGACACGAGUGGUAUUUAAAAUACUUUCUUUCAAGUUUCCACUAGUCUAGGAAGUACUAGGAAAUACGUUGACCUAUACUGCUUGAGGAUAGAUCAUUCAAUGAAAUAUGUUAUCAGUGUCAAUUCUAGAUAACGCAGUUGUCUGUCUGGUUGGGCUGAAAUGCCCCAAGUCGACUUGUUCAAUUCGUGAGUCCAAGAGUGUCGAACAUCAAAAUCCAAAAUGAUGGGCAUGUACUUUCAUUUCGGAGUGACAGAGACGGCGAUUCUGUUCUCUAAUUGGCGAACAGAUGAUUGGCAAGGAAUUCUCGGUUCGAUGAUUGGAAUUAUUCUGCUCGGGGCUAUUUACGAGGGCCUGAAGAACUACAGAGAACAUUUAUUCCUCCGAACAACUCUGAUGAACCGUCAUACGCUGGCGAAACCAACGAGAAGGAAAGCCCUUUUUUCCGCUAUUCAUCUACUCCAGACACUUCUCCACAUGAUCCAGUUGAUACUCGGCUACUUCUUAAUGUUCAUAUUCAUGACUUAUAAUGUCUGGUUGGCACUGGCCGUUGUUAUUGGCACUGGCCUCGGGUAUUGGAUCUUCGCGUGGGAUAAAUGCACCAACGAACACACCGACUGCUGCGGUUGAAUGGUCAUUGCAAAAUAAAAUUAAUCUACAAAAAUCUCCAAUCAUUAAAUCUUCAUAACCAUCGAGUAAAUAACAAAUAAAAGGGGGGAAAUUUUUAUUGUAAAAAAAUAGUGAAAUAAGUUCUUUAAUUAAUAAUUAUUAUGUCAGUAAGAUCGCUUUUGUACGUUAUAAUUAUUUAAUUUAAUGGGUCACAAUUAUUUUCUAUUUAACUUUCUUUUAUAAACAAUGUAAUGACUUUUAAGUGAAUAAAAUGGAGUCUCAUUCCAUCGGAAUGUAUUAUUCUUGAAGAUUUAGAGGCCCAAUGUCUGUCGAGAAUACCGGGAGGUGAUAAAUACGAAAUCAGAUUUGAUUAUCGUCCAUCGCCACUGAUUACACGAACGAAAAAAAAAUGGGAAUGAGUAUUUGAUAAGAAUGUUUCAGUACUUCAAGUGGGUUUGAGCUUUGGACGUCGUGGAGACGAUGGACAAUACCCGGAGCACAGAUGUAAUUUGCUGUCAAGCAGCUUCAAUAUCGGGCGAUGGCGAUGACGUAUCCGCGAGACGAGUGAUACUAUCUUGGGAUAAAUUCAAUACCAGAGUUUGGCUGGUUUUUGUGGUGUCUUUUGUCAUCUGGGCAGUGGCAUUUUUCGCUGCCUAUGCACCGGGACAUGAGGGGGCUAACCAUGGGGACAUGGAUCAUGGAGGAAUGCAUCACGGGGACAUGGAUCAUGGAGGAAUGCAUGGAGGGAUGAACCAUUCGGCGAUGCAUCAUGAAGGAAUGCAUCACAUGCAUCACUGAGAAAUACGGAUCUCCAGUAAUAACCCAGCGAUGCUGUGACACGAAUACUCCAGUGUUUCUAUGUAUAGAAUAAUCCGAAUUUACUUGGAUCAAUUGUUCUUCCUCUCCCUCCCCAGCUGAUUCGGAAUAACCGGAGACUCGCGGAUAUCCAAGUAAUGCGGGAAUUUACCCUUCAGCCGAAGAAUAUUUUUGGGAACUACUCAAGAACUAUGCAGAACUAUUCAGAAAUAAAAUAGUUUAUAGAAAAGACUAA
Molecule: messenger RNA, 2103 nt
Organism: Diachasmimorpha longicaudata
Lineage: Eukaryota; Metazoa; Arthropoda; Insecta; Hymenoptera; Braconidae
Product: high affinity copper uptake protein 1-like
Exons: 4
Coding region: 666-1073 (135 amino acids)
Biological process (GO): copper ion transmembrane transport
Cellular component (GO): plasma membrane
Molecular function (GO): copper ion transmembrane transporter activity
Source: RefSeq, a predicted model, not a curated record